AGUCAUGGUUGCUGUGGCACUGAUUCAUGGUGGUGUGUCACCUGCAUUUUUCUCUGAGAGGCUUUACAGCCUUUUAAGACUUUUUAAGGAUCUGCAGGAACCCUGUCCACUGCCUUCCCUGGAAGACAUUGGGGAUCCAUCUUUGGUGGAGAAACUGAAGAAGAAAAAGGAGGUCGUUGAUCUGCCAUCAGCUAGAGAUGCAAUCUCAGAUGCUGCUGACAGUCUGUCUUUGCUGGGCGGCUUCAGGCACAUUAUAUCGUUGGAGGGACGUGACGAAGUCCUACAGUCUGCUACGAACUUGUAUGUUGAUGGUCGAACCAAAGAAGCACUUCAACACCUGCAGCCACCUUCAAAGCGACAUGAGGUGCAGAACCAGAACUCAGCACAUACAGCUCCUUCAGCGGUGAUGACAGCUUCACUUCUGCUGCAACCCCUUCAGGAGCCACAAAAAUGUCCCCCGGCUCCCAYCAGCGGGUUUUCACCAGUGUCCGCACAGUGUCUCUGAAAUUCACCCCACAGGACAUCAUAAUUCUCAUCAUCUGUCAGGGCACAGUUCAUCGUGCAGUGCAAAGCAUCACCAGGCGUGUCAUAAUGUCUGAGAGAGCUUAUCCACUUAAACCACUUCACAAACUUUCCAGGGCCUUGAAAUCAUGUUUUUCACAGGGUUCAUGCUGGUUCUUAAAAAGUCUAAAAUAUGAAAAUCAAAAUUUUAGGCCUAAAAAAGUCUUA
Austrofundulus limnaeus is the source of this 729-nucleotide messenger RNA. Its product is annotated as G2/M phase-specific E3 ubiquitin-protein ligase. The coding region runs from base 5 to 505 and encodes 166 amino acids. The record is from RefSeq and is a predicted model, not a curated record. NCBI's taxonomy places the organism in Eukaryota, Metazoa, Chordata, Actinopteri, Cyprinodontiformes, Rivulidae. The transcript has 4 exons.